AUGAAGAAGGAGAUCCUCACCUUGGCCUUUGCUCGCUCUGUCUUCGUCGAGUUCCUCUCCACCCUCAUCUUCGUUUUUAUCGGCCUCGGCUCAGCCCUGAAAUGGCCUUCAGCCCUGCCCAGCAUCCUGCAGAUCUCCUUGGCCUUCGGCUUGGCCAUCGGCACCUUGGUGCAAGCCUUCGGCCACAUCAGCGGUGCCCACAUCAACCCCGCGGUCACCAUCGCCUUCUUCGUGGGCAACCAGAUCUCCUUCCUGCGCACGCUGUUCUAUGUCCUGGCGCAGCUGGUUGGGGCCAUCGCCGGCGCCGGGAUCCUCUACGGCGUCACCCCGGCCAACACGCGUGGCAACCUGGCCAUCAACGCCCUCAACAACAACACGACCCCAGGCCAAGCCCUCGUGGUGGAGAUCAUCCUGACCUUCCAGUUGGCUGCUUGUAUCUUCGCCUCCACGGACAACCGGCGCAGCGGCGUGGGCUCCCCAGCACUGUCCAUCGGCCUCUCCGUCACCCUGGGGCACCUGGUGGGGAUCUACUUCACCGGGUGCUCCAUGAACCCUGCGAGGUCCUUGGGCCCUGCAGUCAUCGUCAGGAGGUUCAGCUCAGCACAUUGGGUCUUCUGGGUUGGGCCCAUCGUUGGGGCUUGCUUGGCCUCUCUGCUCUACUUCUACAUCCUCGUGCCCUACUGCAUGAACAUGUCAGACAGAGUGGCCAUCAUCAAGGGCACCUACGAGUCGGAGGAGGAGUGGGAAGAGCAGCGGGAGGAGAGGAAGAAAUCCAUGGAGUUGACCCCACCCUAG
Messenger RNA from Acanthisitta chloris (rifleman), 795 nucleotides. RefSeq names its product aquaporin 5 (gene AQP5). Gene Ontology annotation, cellular component: apical plasma membrane; plasma membrane. Gene Ontology annotation, biological process: transmembrane transport. Gene Ontology annotation, molecular function: water channel activity. Bases 1 to 795 code for a protein of 264 amino acids. The transcript has 4 exons. The record is from RefSeq and is a predicted model, not a curated record. NCBI's taxonomy places the organism in Eukaryota, Metazoa, Chordata, Aves, Passeriformes, Acanthisittidae.